Topomyia yanbarensis is the source of this 1787-nucleotide messenger RNA. RefSeq names its product protein spindle-F (gene spn-F). Lineage: Eukaryota; Metazoa; Arthropoda; Insecta; Diptera; Culicidae. The transcript has 2 exons. The record is from RefSeq and is a predicted model, not a curated record. The coding region runs from base 237 to 1427 and encodes 396 amino acids.
UGUCAAAAUCUGUUUUUCUCUUUCAUCACAAAAUUUAUUUCUUCGUGGUGAAAUGUUCAAAGUGAAAUGCAACAAUAAACAGUCUUGGAAUAUCGAGCAAAUAUCCUAGUGCAGAAAAGUGACGUGUUCGAGAAGCUGUUUCUAUCGACGAAAAUUAACUUCCACUUUCAAUGGCUUAUGCCAGCUGUUUCUCCGGAAACUUUUGUUCAAAAGCAAAGUAAAGCAAGCUAACUACAAUGGCCACCCCGGAAAAAGAUAACUGUUCCUCCACUAACUCAUCGUCGCCGUCGUCACACUAUGCUUUGCACGUAGCACUGCAGACGAUGAAGGACCGCUGUCAGACUUUGCAAAAGCGACUGAGCGCCCUGGAGGAGGAAAAUCUCUCGCUUCGUAUGUCCAAAACUACCAUCCAAAGCACCGAUGCAGCGCACUGUUCCGAAUCGGAACGUCGAGUUUCGAACCAAUCCGAGCUGGAGGUGCUGCGCGAGAAAGUUUCCGAACUGUCUCGCCAAAAGGUCCAACUGAUGGAUCACAUAUCGAUGGUGGCCGCCGAGAAUCGACAACUUUGGGGUCGUCUUUCCAAGCUGACCAAGGACGCCCAAACGUUGGGCGAGUCGGUUGGACGGAUGAAGGAUUCGUCCGUUCCAGCGACGGUGCUGGGUGCUUCCCAGAAUUUAAUACGAUCGAAAACGUUCACGAAAAAUGCACCGAACCCUAAGCUGCGGGAUAGGUUGCCCCGGGAGGGGGGUGAUGGAGGAUCUUCCACUUCGGAGGAGGAAAUUAAUUUGGAUUUGGAGGAUGUGUCGCUGUUGAACAAUUGUGGAUUUGUGGAUAGUGGUGCGGGAGGUGAGAUGGGAUAUCUACAGCAAGACGGGGAGGAUUUGCUGCUGUUCGACGUGGAAAAUAAUCCGGAUGCGAAGCGGUGCACGGAAGGAUUGCUGGAUAUUCAGAAAGAGUUGCUGCGACAGCAGACGGUGCUGAAGGUCGCCCUUGGAAAGUUGCAAAUUACGAGAGAAACAUGUCAAUCAUGCAAAAAAUGUAACACAAACAGCAAACCGCAGAUGGUGGACAAAACUGUGGAAGUUGGCAAUGAUCUACCGAAGCAAACCUCGACUGAAGAUUUUCCUCUGCCGGAGAUCCCGAAGGUUGCUGCUGCUGCUAUGGAAACGGUUCCUGCUGUGAAGCUAAACGCUGCAGCAGAAACGGAAGCCAGUACGCUGAAGUACGUGAACCUGCUGCAGGAGAAGAUUAAAGCGGAUGCCCUGGAUAAGAUGUGUCCGAUGUGCGGCAAAAUCUACGUGAAGAACAGUCCGUUCGAUGAGUUCCAGGAGCACGUCGAGUCACACUUUAUCGAUACCGACAACGAGCUGGACCUGAGCCUGGAUCGGACCUACGAGUACAUUUCGCAGACCGUGGGCAACUUUUGACCUGACGCCGAGCGGAGGAUUUAUUUUUUCAGUGAACUGUGAACCUUUCGGGAUCCUCCUCGUUUCGGGUUUUAUUUUUUUCGUUUUCGGUAAGAUUUUAAUACGGUUGGUUGAACUCAUGAAUGAUGAGUAUGCUGUUGGACUACUAUAUAACACUUAUGGCUUAUCUGUAAUCAAUUUUAGAUUUAGUACCGAUCAGUGAGCGACAAUGUGGCGCUACCAUAGCUCUGGCAUAUUUUAUAUUUACCGUUGAUGCUUCUGUAGCAUAAUAAAUUAUCCUAAGCGAUUGCAAGAGAUGUUGUCCUUAUGAAAUGGCGUGAAAGAAUACGUUUAUGAAGAUUCAAGGUCGGCUCCACGCUG